This is a messenger RNA of Trichoderma asperellum CBS 433.97, 1062 nucleotides long. RefSeq lists its product as uncharacterized. Lineage: Eukaryota; Fungi; Ascomycota; Sordariomycetes; Hypocreales; Hypocreaceae. The record is from RefSeq and is a predicted model, not a curated record.
GUAAAUCUCCCUAGCAGACUAUCAAGUCAACCUACGUUAUCCUAACCACAACAUCAAACACACAGAGAGCAUUACAACUUCUCCUAGUACUCGGAAUGUCGAACAACGAAGCACCAGCUGCCAGACUGGAAGGACUGGAAGAUGAAAAUGAUACUGAGGUAUUUGACGUUGGAAUGUUUGAAAGCGGUACCGUUGGUAGCGGGUUUCAUAUCAAGAAUAACCCGAAAGAUCUGUAUCAGCGGCCAGAUAUAAUUCAGCGGACUGGACAUGGUGUUGAUAUUAGAUGUACUCUUAUUGAUGUCGUUCAUGGAGCUAUGUCUGCAGAUAGCGACUACUGGGCGACUAUACUGGUAUUACAAUUUCGGUUCGACCCUCAAAAGAGAGCACGUCGAGUCGCAGAGGCAACGAUUGAACUAUGCUUUGGCGCUUCUGAUGCAAACAAGAAUUUGCCCGAGAUCGACGCAAUAUCCUUCGACGGAAAUUACAGCUUUUUGUCUAGCAAACAAUCUGAAACUAUUACCAAAGGUUGUGAUGGGAAUAUUGGAGCCAGCUACGGCGCUGAUCUUGGGGCGUCAAUAAAAUGGGAGAAGACGGUAGUUCGUGAAACGGCAGAUGCAACUACGAUAUGCGGCGGGAAGCUCGUAGUGGACAACAUGCCCCCCAACCGCAUUGCCAAAUGGACUUUGUUAGAAAACAAAACUCUCAGAACAGGGGUGCCAGCUUCCAUCCGAGUGGCGGUGAGAAUCAAGAGAUUGGACGAGGCUAUAUUCACCUGCCUUCCAAGACUCCAAUGCAAAGCAGACAAAUGGACGACACUAAAGACGUUCUUUGGAGGAGUGCCUGAAGAUGACCCAGUGCUACUCAAACCAGAACUAAAGCCGACGAACAAGCUUAUGGCAUAUGACACUGAAGAGCUGGGCAGUGUCGACCUGCAGAUGCUGAGCGAUGUGACUUUUACAACAAUGAUACUAGAUGCUCAGAAAUAGUCUAGAUAGUUAUGGCUUCGACGCCGAAAUAGGUUAAAGAUGAGUUAAAUGUUUGUGAAAGCCAUUUCCAUAGGCA